This is a messenger RNA of Doryrhamphus excisus (bluestripe pipefish), 2204 nucleotides long. The record is from RefSeq and is a predicted model, not a curated record. Lineage: Eukaryota; Metazoa; Chordata; Actinopteri; Syngnathiformes; Syngnathidae.
AGUUCAUACGUGGGUGUGUGGCUUGUUAGGGGUUACUGUACCUUUAAGAUUUGGUCAAAUGUAACGGUUAACGUAAAGUGUGGCGUUGAAGUAAAAGGGACGUCAAGCAUCCCGCCAUACUUGUUAACAUACUGUUUGUUGUCGUCUUGGUCAGAAUGGGAAAAGCACAAUGAAGAUCAAUGUGUACCAACUGUAAUUAAACCAGGGUUCAUGGACCACACGGCUGUUCAGCUCCUUGUUAGAAAACGGCAAGUUAUGCAACAUUACAAGGGUUUGCCGUGAAACCAGCCCAGUGUCUUCCAUUGGCAAGCAGCCUCAUCUCCCAUCUCAGGUCCACUUUGAAAGUGAAGCGUCGAAGAGUCUACCUGAAAUCGCACAAUGACUGCUUCCUGGGAACAGAGGCUGUGGAUGUUGUGGUAGAACACAUUACCACCGAUAAGGCCUUUGAGGGUGCCACAGCAUCCCGGGACAAAGUGAUGAAUGUGUGCCAAGCGCUGCUGGACUGCAAUGUGUUUGAUGUGGUGGGAACUAACGUUUUUGGCAAGAAGAGGGCAGAGUUUCAAGACAGCAAGAGUGCUCUUUACAGGUUUGGAAAUGAAAAUGCGCCCACGGUGGAAGAUUUGGAAAGGGGUGUGCUUCUGAAGAGUAUCCAGGAACUCUUUUCUGGUUCUACUUCAGAGAGGAAGGCUGAGCAGACAUUUUCCUCAGGGUCACAAUGCCUGAUGCCCACACCAGUCAAAUUCACGCAAAUGUCCACUCAGGUUCCCCACUUAGACAGUCCUGUCUGUGCCAGUCUGCCGCUAGAGACCAGCAUGGAUAAUCUGAAUAUCAGUCCCAACAGAGGACAGACACACAGUGUUCUACCGCAGUCAUUGGUAGAUGAGAUAUGGCAGGAGCAAACCAUCCUCAGACUCUUAAACCUAGUGGAGCUCCCUCUACUGGAGGGGGUUCUUCAGUGCAGCCAGAUCUCUUCCUGCUCUGCACCAUCUCACUCAUUGCCUCACAAUAACCCUGACUUGAUCUGCAGCAGCAGCAGCCACCUUGACAGACAGAUUCUUAAGGCCUUCAAGGACUCUCAGGAUGAUGAAUGGCUUUGUGCUGCCCUGGACUGUCUAGACUUCCUCCCUGAUCAGCCAGUAGUAAAACUGAGUCGAGAGCUACCUUUCUUAUUCCCUCAAGAUCAGCAGAGCGCUGAGCGAGUUAAAGCGCAUGGAAAUAUUCCAGCUCAGUCGAAGUUGCUGUUGUACGGGACACUUGUGAGGCACUACGGCAACACAGAUAGACCUCCGCUACUUCCCGAGAAAAUGACGGAUGUCUACACGGCAAUCACUGAGCUAAUAGUGAACGCAAAAUUAGACAAAGCACUUGAAGCUCUCCAGCUGUGCUUGAAGCUGCUGCCACCUAACUGCCGAGAGGAGCUGCGUCGGCUUCUUCAUUUCAUGACAGUGGCUGGUGAUACACAAGGCUUAAUGCUGGAAAAGGAGCAGGAAAACCGACUUGUGGUGAAGACAUCUUUUUCCAGGGCUAUCCUUAACAGCAAGGCACUGUCAAAGGAGCGAGAGGAUCUGAUGCUGGUCUUCAUGCUCAGCAACAUAAAGGAAAUCUUUAAGAUACCAGGAACUCUGCACAGAGAAGUGACUGCUAAGCUGGUUGGCCUUGCUCAAGGGAAACAGGCCAAUGAUUCUGGCUGUCUGGUUUUGAGCAGGACUUACACCGACUGUCCAAAUAACACAACGAAUCAGGAACUUUGGAUUUUGCUUCAAAGUAUUCACCUGGAUACAAAGAUCUCACCUAAGGAGAGAAAGCGCUUACUUAGACAGUUUUACUCAUCCCACCCAGAGAUAUUUCAUAAGUACUUUGGUGAAUCUGUUGUUAAUGUGCUGUAGGUUAUCCGCUUCACUUUGACUUGCUGAUGUCAAGCUUGUCAAUCAAAGUGUGGCCUGGGGACCAUUUGUGGGGUCUUUUUUUUUUUUUUUUUGGACCGUAAAAAUGUAAACCUAAAAAGUAAAACAAAAGUGCACAAUGAAAGAGAAAAAGCUGAAAUGAUAACACAAAUUGCAUCCUUAAAUUUUUCCUUUAAUGUGCAAAAUAAAGUUUUGUGCUAAAGAAACUAUCAUGAUGGUCACGAAUUAGUGAAAUGUACUUACAGUGUAUUUGUAUUUGCUUACAUGUAAAUGACAGUGUUUUGUUUGGAAUUCAAUCUA